AUGCUGGGCAGGGUGCGCACGGCGGUGGCGCGGCUGGUGGGGGGCCUGGGGCCCGCGCCCGGCGCUCAGCCCCCGGGGGACUCGCCUGCGCCGCCCCGGGUCCCGCCCGGCCCGGCGGCUUCUCCAGACCGGCCUUUCUGCAGCUCACCGCGGAGGAGCUGCGGCGGGCGGCCGAUCACGCGGGCCCGAGCCGUGCAGAGCCCCCGGGAGCCCCGCCGCCGCCUGCCCUGGAGCACCGGCUACGCCGAGGGUCUCGCCUUGUGCAAAAGCGCAGCCCUUCGCCUUGUUCCCAUCGGCUCCACGCGCGGAGAGCAGAGCCGAGCACGCAGCCGUGUUUAACUCUCCAAGGGCACUC
This is a messenger RNA of Dermochelys coriacea (leatherback sea turtle), 355 nucleotides long. RefSeq names its product protein phosphatase, Mg2+/Mn2+ dependent 1J (gene PPM1J). The coding region runs from base 1 to 339 and encodes 112 amino acids. The record is from RefSeq and is a predicted model, not a curated record. NCBI's taxonomy places the organism in Eukaryota, Metazoa, Chordata, Testudines, Dermochelyidae. The transcript has 2 exons.